Messenger RNA from Mobula hypostoma (lesser devil ray), 917 nucleotides. Its product is annotated as deoxycytidine kinase-like. NCBI's taxonomy places the organism in Eukaryota, Metazoa, Chordata, Chondrichthyes, Myliobatiformes, Myliobatidae. Gene Ontology annotation, molecular function: ATP binding; deoxycytidine kinase activity. The transcript has 7 exons. Gene Ontology annotation, cellular component: cytoplasm. Gene Ontology annotation, biological process: nucleobase-containing compound metabolic process. The record is from RefSeq and is a predicted model, not a curated record. Bases 1 to 786 code for a protein of 261 amino acids.
AUGGAAUUGCCUCCCAGCAAACGGAGCCGUGCUGACUCUUGCAGCAACGUCCCCAGGAGGGUCUCCAUCGAGGGGAAUAUAGCUGCAGGAAAAUCAACGCUGAUUCAGAUUCUAGCAGAAACAAGUCAGGACUGGGAUGUGGUGCUGGAACCCAUCGCCCGUUGGUGUUGCAGUGUUCAGACUGACAAAGAAGACUCCGAGGAGCUGACGGCAUCCCAGAAGUGCGGAGGGAACCUCCUGCAGAUGAUGUACAACAAGCCAGAGCGGUGGUCCUACACCUUCCAGAACUACGCCUGCCUGAGCAGGACCCGCUCACAGCUCAGGUCCGUCAGCGACAAGCUGAGGGACUCGGCCAACCCGGUUCAGUUCUUCGAGCGGUCUCUCUACAGUGACAGGUAUGUCUUUGCAACUAACCUGUACGAAUCCCAUUGUAUCAACAAGACGGAGUGGAUUAUCUACCAGGACUGGCAUGGCUGGAUACACAACUGGUUUGGAAAUCAGAUCAAACUUGAUGGCAUCAUCUACCUUCGAGCGACCCCUGAGGUCUGUAUGAAGAGGCUGAUUGUGAGGGGACGGGAGGAGGAGCAGGCGAUUUCGACGGAGUAUCUGGAGAGGCUUCACUCCAAGCACGAGGACUGGCUGCAGCGCAGGACAAUGCACUUGCACUUUGAUUAUCUGAAUGAAGUUCCAGUUUUGACACUGGACGCCAAUGAGGAUUUCAAGCAGAAUGAAGCCAAGUGUCAAAAGAUGAUUGAGAAGAUCAAAGACUUUCUACAUUUAUUGUAACUUGGGUGAAUCCCAUGGAGCAGGGAACUGGGAAACACGAGUGAAUAGUGAAUCUGCUGACAUUUUACCUUACUGUGUGAUUGCUGUGUGUUCGUCCGCCAUCAUAUGAGCUUCAGUUACCAACUGAACUA